UCUGAUGCUCAAAGAGAUAGGAAAGGACAUGGGAUAUGCUUGUGGUUUUGCUUCAAAUGGAGAGGAUGAUUCCUUUGUGUUUUCCAUUGGAAUUAUACGUCUUCGUCAGGACUUUCUAGGAGCUCAGCGCUGGACUGACCUUGAGCUGGUCUGGUUUGCAAACAGAAACCAUCCAAUUCAUGAAAAUGGAACGCUGCAAUUGUUGCAAGAUGGAGAUUUAGUGUUAAAAGAUGUGGAUGGAACUCUUGUAUGGUCUACAGGCACCGCGAAUAAGUUUGUUUCGGGCAUUAAGAUGAUGGAUACUGGGAACCUUGUGCUUCAUGACAUGUAUAAUCAGACUGUCUGGCAGUCUUUUGAUCAUCCAACAGAUGCAUUGCUUCCAGGCCAGAAAUUAAGGUCUGGUCAAAGACUUGCGGCUAGAGUUUCUUCGUCCAAUUGGAGUGAAGGUAACUACUAUAUCUCUGUAACCAAUCAAGGCUUGUUUGCAUUUUACAUAUCAGACAAGCCGCAGAUGUAUUUUAAGUUUUUGGUCAGUGGAGAAAGGGAUAGCUUUGAUGAAAGUUAUGUCAAAGCAGUUAAUGGUACUCUUGCCUUGUACAUAUCUUCAACCGAGCCGAAUGAGCCAAAUGCUGUCUUCUCAAGACCUUCAAGGAUGAAAUAUUUGAGAUAUGAUUAUGAUGGACAUCUUCGAGCCUACACCGAGGGUAGUGAUCAGACAAACGAUCUUUUGGCAGAUUUCAUUGGGCUUUGCGAUUACCCCACAGCUUGUGGCAGUUUGGAGCUUUGCUCAAAUGGAAUUUGUUCUUGUCCAGGUCCAUUAAUAAAAAGUAAUGAUCGACAAAACAACGGAUGUGUGGAAGUUAGUCCGGUGGAAUGUGAUGGACAACGCUCCCACAGAAUGGACCGUGCUUCGGAUGUCUAUUACUUUAACUAUGUCGACACUGAUGCAGCAGCUCUGAGAGGAACAGAUGAGGAAAGUUGCCAAGAGUUGUGCUUGAAGAACUGUUCUUGUAAAGUAGUUCUAUUCCGGUAUUUCACUAACUUUUCAAGUGGUGACUGCUAUUUACCCUCUCCUGUUCUGUCACUUAUAAUUGAUGGAAAGGGAAGAAGUGUCUAUGAAUCAUCUGCAUUCAUCAAAUUACCAAAUGAUGCAGAAAAAGGUAAGUCUACAGCUACAAGAAGAACUGGCAUUAUAGCUGGAUUAACUGGUGGAACAGUUCUUCUGAUAGCAUUAACUGUUGGCAUCUUGAUUGCUUUCAACAGAAAACACACAUUACAAGAAAAUAAUGAUGAUUACUCAGGGGAGAUAUCUGGUCUUGUAAGAUUUUCUUAUGAACAGCUGAAGAUGGCAACUUGGAAUUUCCAGAAAAAGCUUGGUCAGGGAGGUUUUGGCUCAGUUUAUGAAGGAGUUAUUCGAGAUGGUCAGAAAGUAGCAGUGAAGGUUCUUGAUGGUUUUGGCCAAGGAAAGAGGGAAUUCUUGGCAGAGGUCCAGACCAUAGGAAGCAUCCAUCAUGUUAAUCUUGUUAGACUAAUUGGAGUUUGUGCUGAGAAAGAGCACACAAUAUUAGUUUAUGAUUUCGUGAGUAAUGGAUCAUUGGAUAAAUGGAUUUUUGGCACAUCCUCUACUCAAUUUACCCUUGAUUGGAAAAUAAGAAGAAAAAUCAUCCAUGAUAUAGCAAAAGGAUUGGCUUAUCUUCAUGAAGAAUGUAUGCAAAGAAUAGUCCACUUAGAUGUUAAGCCGCAGAACAUUCUGCUGGACGAGAAUCUUUGUGCAAAAGUAUCUGAUUUUGGCUUGGCCAAGUUGGUGGAUAAAGAUCAGAGCCACAUAGUGACCAGAAUUAGGGGAACCCCUGGAUACUUGGCUCCUGAAUGGUGUAGUGCAUUCAUUACAGAAAAAGCAGAUGUCUACAGCUUUGGAAUUGUUGCAAUGGAGAUCCUCUGUGGACGCAAGAACGUGGACUAUUCACACUCACUGGAACAUCCACAUUUGCUUAGUUUAUUUAUGGAGAAAGCCGAAAACAAUCAGCUUAUCGAUAUGAUGGGAAACUACAGCGAUGAUCCACAAUGCAAUACAUCAGAAGUCAUCCGUAUGAUGAAGCUUGCUGUCUGGUGCUUACAGAAUGAUUUUACUCUGAGGCCUUCCAUGUCAAUGGUGGUUAAAGUAAUCGAGGGGACAAUGGACAUUGAAUCUCAGUUAGACUAUAGUAUUCCAAAUUCACAAACAAUUGCAGCAAUCAAAAGAGUGGCAGACACCACGACUAACUUGUUUCCUUCAAUUCUUUCAGGACCUAGGUAAGCAUUUCUAAGCAUGAUGAAGAGUCAAUAGAGAAAAGAAAAUCCCCCCUCCUUUAUCUUAUUUCUUGUCUGAUCCCAUGAUCAUCAUUGUUGUAUAGCUAUUUAUUGGUUUCAUUUGUGUUGUUUUUCUGUGACUCAGUAAGAUACUUCAAUUAAUUAAGAACCAUGGCGUG
Solanum tuberosum (potato) is the source of this 2468-nucleotide messenger RNA. Its product is annotated as G-type lectin S-receptor-like serine/threonine-protein kinase SD2-5. Bases 5 to 2296 code for a protein of 763 amino acids. The transcript has a single exon. Gene Ontology annotation, biological process: protein phosphorylation. Gene Ontology annotation, molecular function: protein serine/threonine kinase activity; ATP binding. Lineage: Eukaryota; Viridiplantae; Streptophyta; Magnoliopsida; Solanales; Solanaceae. The record is from RefSeq and is a predicted model, not a curated record.